Messenger RNA from Prorocentrum cordatum, 1832 nucleotides. NCBI's taxonomy places the organism in Eukaryota, Dinophyceae, Prorocentrales, Prorocentraceae. The record is from the annotation of a GenBank genome assembly.
ACUUGAGUGACCCAUCUUGGCCACAUGGAGGAUACAUACAUAUUCUUACGCCUACUUCAGUAGCCAGACCUUGCAUCGUGUCAGCUCGUUUCUCAGCGUACUGAUGCUGUGCUUGCUGCUGGUGGUGGCGCACCUGCUGCCAUGCUCGGGCCUGCUCGGGGCCACCAGCCUGGUCCACGGUGGGAGAGCAGCGACCAGGGCUCAGUCGAGCGCUGCGAGCGGCAACACUUUGCAGUCGAGCAGCAUGAACAGCUUGCAGUCGAGUAGCAUGAACGGCGUGCAGUCGAGCAGCAUGAACAACAUGCAGGCGAGCAGCCAGAACAACUUGCAGUCAAGCAGCAUGAACAACAUGCAGUCGAGCAACAUGAACAGCAUGCAGGCGAGCAACCAGAACAGCUUGCAGUUGAGUAGCGCCAGCAGUAAUACUUUCCAGUCGAACAGCGCGAACUCCCUUCAGGUGGGCACUUCGACAAGAUUCCGUGCUGGAGUGGCAAGCAAAUUGAGCAGCUAUCUGGAAUACGGCUAUACCCCGGAGGAGAGGAUGGCCUUGCACGCCGAGAAAUAUGAGAAAGAGUUCGUGAUAGAGCUGAACAUGACCCUCGCCCACGAGACUGGCGAGUCCAUCGGCGCGCAGCUGAACAUGGACACCGACUUCACCCCGGUCUCAGUUCUGAAGAUUCGCAAGAACGGUCUCCUGGAAGGCUGGAACCAGGCGCACCCGGAAGACCAGGUGUUGAUCGGCGACGAGAUCAUCAAGGUCAACGACAUCCUGUGGCACCACAACUCGCGCACUUUCGCCCAGCGCAUUGGCUCCCAGUUCAAGGCGGCCCGCGAUUACGUGGAUGGCGCCAAGAGGACCUUGUCCCUCGGCAUCCAGCGGCCCAGGCAGGUCAAGGAGGUCCGGACGCAGCUGCAGCGGGACGACUUGCACCGCAAGCUGUAUUCCCUGGAUUUCGCCAUCGAUCUCACCGUCAAGGCCAAGGGCACGUCCAGCCUGGGCCUCGUGCUCAACCGGACCGUGGACUGGGUGCCCAUCGGCAUCAGCAGGAUCGAGCCCGACAGCCUCGUGGGCCAGUGGAACGCGAGGCACCCGGAGGCGAAGGUCAUGGUCGGCGACGAGGUCGUCAAGAUCAACGCGAUCGGGUGGCACCACAACUCCGAGACCUUCGAGAGUCGCAUCAAGGAUCAGUUCGCGAAGGCACGGAGAGAUGCGACGGAGUCGCUGUGGUCGAACGCGUCGAACGUGACGAGCGUGGACAUCACACUUGCUUUUCAGAGGCCCCGGUGGGUGCAGGAUUCGGUCGACAAUUUGGUCUUCGAACGCGAGCAGGUAGUACAAUUGCGCGUCCUGCGGACGGGGGCAAAUAAGAGCUUCGGCUGGAAGCUGAACGGCAGCUCAGCGGGGGUCGUAAUCGACAGCAUCGAGCCUGACAGCGUCCUGUCGGCCUGGAACGACGCGAACGAGGCGAACCCCAGCAAGCAGAUCGUGGCCACCGACCGGAUCAUCAAGCUCAACUCCGCCCCCUUCUUUCACAAGAAGUACGAGAAGUUCAUGCAGACGCUGGAUCAGGUGGCCAAUUCGUCCCAGUAUGCGGCGGAGCACUUGGGAUACCAGCCGCCCAUGCUGCUGCGCGUGAUGCGCACUUCGGAGAUCGUGUACCAGCGGGGGUGGCUCGCGAGGCUGGAUGCUAACCAGGGGUUGGGCUGGCGGCUGAAUUCGGAGCAGAAGACGAUGCCGCUCACCGUCAACAAGAUCCGGAGCUCCGGUGCGGUGGCGACGUGGAACCAGGCGAACCCCGACGACGCGAUCAUGCCCGGGGACCAGGUCUUCA